Molecule: messenger RNA, 765 nt
Organism: Enterospora canceri
Lineage: Eukaryota; Fungi; Microsporidia; Enterocytozoonidae
Source: the annotation of a GenBank genome assembly
AUGGACAGGCUGGGAUGCGAGACAUGUGCAAUGUUUCUGAAAAACCAGCGCAUGCAUCGAUUCAAGGAGUUGGAAGAGGAAGAAGCAGCCUUGUUUAGAAGAAAAACAAGAAUUACAGGGAUUAUUCUUCCUCAUGGGUCGUAUUUGAUCAAUUUGGCAAAUGAUAAGGAAGAAAGAGGAUUCAGGCUGCUUAUUGAUGACAUGAAGAGGUGUAGGAAAUUGGGAAUAGAGCUGUACAACUUGCAUCCAGGGUCAAAUACUCAAAAGAACAAGGAAGAAGCCAUCAGAAACGUAGCAAAGGCGUGUAACAGGGCACAUGGGGAAGUUGAUGGGGUUGUGAUCUGUUUGGAGAACAUGGCUGGGCAAGGAAACACGUUAGGAAGCAACUUUCUGGAAUUGAGGCAGAUUAUUGAUCAGGUGGAAGAUAAAGAGAGAAUUGGGGUGUGUUUGGACACGUGUCACCUUUUUGGAGCAGGAUAUGACGUAAGAACGGCCGAAUCAUUUGAGAAAGUGAUGAAGGAGUUUGAUUCAGUGAUUGGAAUGAAAUAUUUAAGAGCAAUGCACCUGAAUGAUUCAAAAUGUGCCCUAGGAAGCAGGAAAGACAGACACGAAUCACUGGGAAUGGGGCUGAUUGGACUGGAUUGUUUCAAAUUUAUCAUGGAAUCAGAUUAUUUUGAUGGAAUUCCGAUGAUUUUGGAGACACCUGAUCCUGAACUCUACAAGAAGGAGAUUGAGAUGCUACGUGGAUUUGAGAAGAGUGAAUGA